AUUGGUACUAUUUUAGUUCUACAAACAGAUCAGGAAUAUUAAAUUGAACAGCAUUAGAUGUCCUAUUUUAAAGAAAUUGGUUUUGAUAGAACUUGCAAUAGAACUCAAGCCAAAAAUCAAAUUCACAUCAGCAAAAAGGAAACAUUAACAAUUUCAGGCACAAACUUUAUAUUCUUGAGGCACAAUUCGUCGUGAUCACCAAAACCGCAACUUGAUGCGUCCAGUGAUCUUAAAGUUUCGCGUUCUUUUUAUAUUACAGAAUAGAGAGAAUUUUGAGGAGUUUGUUUUCGAGAGGCACCCAUCUAUCAGAGGACCAUCCGGAACUGUGGAGCAUCGGACCCAGCGCCGUGAUGAUCUCCCACCGGCACGGCUCGAGCUCGUCGGAGACCGGGCAGUACCCGGCCAGCGUCACCUUGUCGCCGGAGGCCGCAGCCGAUCCGAACACGAACACAGUUACGUCCAACGGCCGCCGUACUUCGACAGCCCCGUUCAUCCCGGAGGCCUCCUCCACCGGCUUCCCACCGCCGGAGACCCGCCCGCCGCCCUUUAGUCACAGGCGAGGCGGCGUCGCGGCGACUAGCCGACAACCUCCUCGGCGAGGCGGCGAGUCCCCGGGACUCACGGGACUCCCCUCGUUCCGCCUCCGGCACCGGAGCUGCCCGAGGAGGCGAGGACCGUCGUCCGUCGCAGAGUCGCUCAGGCUCAGCCUCACAGGCGAGGCGGCGUCGCGGCGACAAGCCGACAACCUCCUCGGCGAGGCGGCGGCCGGCGAGUCCCCCCGUUCCGCCUCCGGCGCCGGAGCUGCCGCUGCUGCCCGAGGACGAGCCGACGAGUGGACGACCGACGACGAGAACGGAGAAGAUUUGGAGGAAUGAGAUACCGGGGGCAAGGGCCGCUGAAGGAGAGAAUAGUUUCAUUUGAGGUCAGUAAGAGCAUUUAGUUCUCACACCUUGUUUUUGACAUUCAGGGUUAUCUUUUUGUUCUUCUUUUUGGCGUUCAUAUGAUAAAGAUUGGAUCUUUUUUCCUGUAUCUGUUUUUUUCUGGAGAGUUUUGGGGUUCUUCA
Molecule: messenger RNA, 1063 nt
Organism: Phoenix dactylifera (date palm)
Lineage: Eukaryota; Viridiplantae; Streptophyta; Magnoliopsida; Arecales; Arecaceae
Source: RefSeq, a predicted model, not a curated record